AUGUUUAAUUUCUUCUAUUCAUUUCUCAUUUUAAUCAUCUCUAUAAAUCUGACUAUAACUAUUCAAUGUGAUUGUUUUUGUCGAAAUAAACCCAUUAAUAAAUUCUAUCCACGAUCAUGUAUAGAAUGUACAUUAGAUUUAUGUACAAAAAAUAAUACAAAAGGUUUUGCUGGUUGGUGUUUAUUUGGUAAACGAGCAAUUCAUUGUAGUGAAUAUAAUUCGAUUCCACCAAUUUCUAUUUUUUGA
Messenger RNA from Rotaria sp. Silwood1, 246 nucleotides. Lineage: Eukaryota; Metazoa; Rotifera; Eurotatoria; Philodinida; Philodinidae. The record is from the annotation of a GenBank genome assembly.